AUGUCUGCCAACGAUUAUUACGGCAGUGGUAACGGUGGCUACGGCCAGCAGGGUGGUUAUCCUCAGCAGCAGAACUAUGGUCAACCUCAAGGCUAUCCUCAGCAGGGCGGCUAUCCCCAACAGCAGCAGUACUCCCAGCAACAACAGCCUCAGGGUUACGGGUACAGCCAGCAGCAGCCUCAAUACUCCUCCCACUCGCCUCAGCCCACCUACGGCUCGCAAGCUCCUCCCCAGCAGCAGUACGGCCAACAGCCCACCUACGACCAGCGCGGCUCAUCGUCCUAUCCCCAACAACAGCACAACAACCCUCAGUAUGGCGCCCCCGCUUAUCCCCAGGGCGGCGCUCCUGGACAAUACCCUCCCGGCCAGCCCGGCCCCGACGGUGAUCGUGGUCUCGGAGCUACUCUCGUUGGUGGAGGUGCCGCUGCUUGGGCUGCGCACACAGCCGGUGGUGGUCUUCUAAGCAGUCUCGGAGCUGCGGCUGCUGGUGCUAUCGGUGCCAAUGUGCUCGAGAACAAGUUCAAGAAGGGCAAGAAGGACAAGAAACACAAGAAGGAUAAGAAGCACAAGUCCCGCGGCAUGGACAGUAGCUCCAGCAGCAGCGAUUCUGACUAA
Fusarium fujikuroi IMI 58289 is the source of this 615-nucleotide messenger RNA. RefSeq names its product related to glutamine rich protein, nitrogen starvation-induced. The coding region runs from base 1 to 615 and encodes 204 amino acids. The record is from RefSeq and is a predicted model, not a curated record. The transcript has 2 exons. NCBI's taxonomy places the organism in Eukaryota, Fungi, Ascomycota, Sordariomycetes, Hypocreales, Nectriaceae.